This is a messenger RNA of Mauremys mutica (yellowpond turtle), 1074 nucleotides long. RefSeq names its product P2Y purinoceptor 8-like. Gene Ontology annotation, molecular function: thrombin-activated receptor activity; G protein-coupled purinergic nucleotide receptor activity. Gene Ontology annotation, biological process: phospholipase C-activating G protein-coupled receptor signaling pathway; thrombin-activated receptor signaling pathway; blood coagulation. Bases 1 to 1074 code for a protein of 357 amino acids. The record is from RefSeq and is a predicted model, not a curated record. The transcript has a single exon. Lineage: Eukaryota; Metazoa; Chordata; Testudines; Geoemydidae. Gene Ontology annotation, cellular component: membrane.
AUGCAUACAAAUAAAUCCGCACUGGAUGAUGAAACAAUGGCCAUGCUUCAGAACAGAGCUAUUGCAAUCACCCUCCCAGCUGUGUACUCCUUGGUGGCCCUCAUCAGCAUCCCUGGGAAUGUGUUCUCCCUUUGGGUGCUCUGCUGCCACAUCAAACCCAAGACACCCUCAGUUAUCUUCAUGAUUAACCUUAGCAUCACAGACCUCACACUGGCUUGCUGCUUUCCCUUCCAGAUUAUCUAUCACAUCAAGAACAACAACUGGAUCUUUGGUAAGAGUCUUUGCAGCUUAGUCACAGUUAUGUUCUACUCAAACAUGUAUUCUUCCAUACUCACCAUGACCUGCAUCAGCAUAGAGCGGUUCUUGGGAGUGGUGUAUCCCAUGAAGUUAGUUAAGUGGAGAAGAAAGAGAUAUGCACUUGCUACCUGCCUGGGCACGUGGGCUGUUUUGCUAUUGGCCCUAUACCCACUGGCAAGCACAGAUCUGACCUAUGAAGUAAAAGCACUAGGGAUCAUAACCUGUUUCGAUGUGCUCAAAUGGGACAUGCUGCCUAAUGUUGUGGCAUGGGCAACCUUUCUUCUGACGCUGUUUGUUCUUCUCUUCCUGAUCCCAUUCAUAGUGACAGUAGCCUGCUACAUUGGCACUAUUCGGAAGCUCAUUCAGACCUCUAGCAGAUAUGGCAGCAGGCAGAAGACUAGGUCUAUUUACCUGGCUGGAAUUGUCCUCUUGGUAUUCGUCACUUGCUUCGCCCCUAAUAACUUUAUUCUACUUGUGCACAUGAUCAGCCGUCUCUUUUUCAACAAGAGUUUCUACCCUGCUUACAAGCUCACCCUAUGCCUCAGCUGCCUGAACAUCUGUAUAGAUCCAUUCAUUUACUAUUUUGCAUCCAAAGAAUUUUAUCAGAAAUUCAUGCAGGUAAUAGGUCAUAAGGUACUGCUCAGUGACAGUCUGGAGACCAGAAGGGAAAGCUUAUUCUCUGGCAGGACAAUGUCGGCCAGGUCAAUGUCAAGUGGGCCUAUGGAAGGGUUAGAUGGAGUUAAGGUAUGUUUGCAAAGGCAAGAAAGUGUUUUUUAA